Molecule: messenger RNA, 2807 nt
Organism: Loxodonta africana (African savanna elephant)
Lineage: Eukaryota; Metazoa; Chordata; Mammalia; Proboscidea; Elephantidae
Gene: NEURL2
Product: neuralized E3 ubiquitin protein ligase 2
Exons: 2
Coding region: 617-1474 (285 amino acids)
Biological process (GO): intracellular signal transduction
Molecular function (GO): ubiquitin protein ligase activity
Source: RefSeq, a predicted model, not a curated record
AACAUCUGAGGGAAGAAGAAGCAGGAGCCUACAGUUUCCUUGCCCUGUUUGCUACUACGCGCUUCCGUGCAGCCGCCCUGCGGAGGAGCUGGCGGCGCCUUGGCGACGGAAGCCUUGUUCCCAGACCCAGCUUCCCAUCCGCUCAGCCUCCUUCGCCGCGCACGGAGAGGCGACUCGGGGAUCCCUUUCAGCCUCCGGACUCCCCUCACCUCUGCUCCCCACGUCUUUAUGCUCCAAGAAGCGGCCGGCGACUGGUAGUCAUGUGUACUCCGAGUCACGUGAACUCGGGUGUCACAUGACAGCCUUCAUGGGCCCUCCUUUGGUCUCCUCUGGCCUGGGGGUCGGUGGUGGAGGCGGUCCAUGCCCGGUCAGGGUCGAUAGGCUUCGCGGGUUGUAUCCUGGGAGAUGCAUAGAGCCGGGUGUGGACAGCACCCCAGCCUUCUGGGGGCCCCAUUCUAGGCUGGAUGGCCGGGCCAGCGGCGCUAGGACCCCCAGGCAGAGCCCGGGGGACGGGAGUCAGGGGGGAAAUACCUUACAUGGUGCCCCCGCGGUCACCAGCUGAGCCCGUCACCCAAAAUAGCCCCCGGCGUAUGCCGGCGCGGCUCCUGCCUGGGAGAUGGCUUCUGCCUCCGACGCCGUGGAGUUGGGUGCCCCCUGGGGACCCGGGCGCCCCGAGCCCGCUCCUACCCGCUUCCACCGGGUGCACGGUGCCCACAUCCGCUUGGACCCCUCCGGGACGCGGGCCACUCGCGUGGAGAGCUUCGCUCACGGCGUGUGCUUUAGUCGCGAGCCGCUGGCCCCGGGCCAGGUGUUCCUGGUCGAGAUUGAGGAGAAGGAGCUGGGCUGGUGCGGGCAUCUGCGCCUCGGCCUGACUGCGCUGGACCCCGCCAGCCUGCCUGUAGUGCCCGAGUUCUCGCUGCCCGACCUGGUCAGCCUCGGCCACACCUGGGUCUUCGCCAUCACGCGCCACCACAACCGAGUGCCCCCCGAGGGUCACCCGGAGGUGGAGGUCGUGUUCCCCAGCCGACCCUCGGCCCUCCUGCAGGAACCCUAUCUCUGCAUUGAGCAGUUUCGCAUUCCCCGGGACCGCCUGGUGGGCCGCAGCCGGCCAGGGCUCUACAGUCACCUACUAGACCAGCUCUACGAGCUAAACGUUUUGCCUCCGACCGCGCGCCGCAGCCGCCUGGGUGUCCUUUUCUGCCCGCGCCGGGACGGCACGGCCGACAUGCACAUCAUCAUUAAUGGCGAGGACAUGGGCCCUAGCGCCCGGGGGCUGCCAGCUACCCAGCCCCUCUACGCAGUGGUGGACGUGUUCGCCUCCACCAAGAGCGUGCGCCUGGUCCAGCUGGAAUAUGGCUUGCCAUCCCUGCAGACUCUGUGCCGCCUGGUGAUCCAGAGGAGUGUGGUGCACCGGCUGGCCAUCGAUGGGCUCCAUCUGCCCAAAGGACUGAAGGAUUUCUGCAAGUACGAGUGAAGGCCUGCAAGUACAGUCACCAGGCUCAGGGCCACAGAGCACGUGCUGGCCCCAGAGCUGCGGCUUGUCUGCAGCCGGUGAUGUGGCUGCCAGCCAGGGCCAGAAAUAAACACAGUCUCUUUGCCCCUGCAGCCACUGAGGGGUAUUUCCUUUAGGAUCACUGCUGGUCAGCAGGUCAGAGCAAGAGAGAGCAUUUUAAAGGUCAUAGAGGAUAGUGGGAGCCCUGGUGGCAUGGUGGUUAAAUGUUUGGCUGCUAACCAAAAGGUUGGCAGUUUGAAUCUACCAGCUGCCCCUUGGAAACCCUAUGGGGCAGUUCUUCUCCGUCCUAUGGGGACACAAUGAGUCAGAAUCAACUCAACAGCAACGGGUUUAUUUAUUUAUUUUUGGAGCCCAGUGGUUCUUAGCCUGGCUACUAACUAGAGUCACUGGGAUACUUAAGAGUGCUAAUGCCCUGGGCCCUAUUUCCAGAGGUUCUUGUCCAGUUUGUUGCAGGAUUCAAACCAAACCAAACCCAUUGCUGUCAAGUUGGCUGUGACUCAUAGUAACCCUAUAGGGCAGAGGAGAACUGCCCCAUAGGGUUUCCAAGGAGUGGCUGUUGAAUUCGAACUGCCAGCCUUUUGGUUAGCAGCCAGAUGCUUAACCAUUGUGCCACCGGGCACCGGGGCUCUAUUGGGGAAUUAGGCCCGGAGGUUUUUUUUUUUUUUAAAGCUCCUCUGGAAUUUCUAAUGUACAGCCAGGGUAGAAAAGCAUUUCCCUAGAACAGAGGUCUUCAGCCUGGCUCUGACCCUCGGAUUCUGACUUCACUGGUCUGGGAUGAGGCUGGGCACCAGGAUUUUUAAAAACUUCCCAAGAGAUUUUAAUGUGCAGCCCAGGCUGAGAACAGUGCCCUAGACAAACUAUUGAAUUUUGCAGGUGGGAAACUGAGGCCCAGAGAUGGGAGUGUAUUUGCCCCAGAUCACACAGCAAAUGAAUGAAUGCAGAAAUGCAGAGUGCUCCUUGUCUCAUACUACAGGGCACAAAGCACUAGACUCCUUUAUUUUAUCUCUGCUCAUUUGCUUCCAUACCAACAAUCUCAUUUAUUCCUCACAACUCCUGGUGAGGUAGUAGGCAGAGUUACCACCCACACUUUACAGGUGAGGAUGUCCGGGUGACUUGCCCAAGGUAAGGGCAAGAAACUAGAACACGCACUUCCUGGCACAGUGCUCUUUUAACCCCAUCCCAUUGUCAUAGAGGGGCUCUAGAAUGAACAAGUCAGUGUUGUGAGGUAGGUUCCAGGUGUAAAGGGGAGGGACUGUGAGGUGAGGUUCUAGAAGGGUCGAGAGGGUAGGACAAG